Messenger RNA from Silurus meridionalis, 5450 nucleotides. RefSeq lists its product as uncharacterized. NCBI's taxonomy places the organism in Eukaryota, Metazoa, Chordata, Actinopteri, Siluriformes, Siluridae. The record is from RefSeq and is a predicted model, not a curated record. Gene Ontology annotation, molecular function: guanyl-nucleotide exchange factor activity.
CUUGCACAGCUGAGUUUGCAAGAGUUAGACACACACACACACACACACACUGUCCCAGCCAUGGACAAUCCGGACCCACGUAUCUGUCCUGACAUGACGGAGCUCCAGCAUUCUCAGGAUUUUUAAUCUGCGCUCUGUCUGGAUUUGGAAUAUUUAUUUAUUGCCCCGAGCGUUAUUUAUUCGAGGAGGACGACAUGCAAACGCGAGCCCAGUCCCGCAGCUGUGACAAUUACCUGAGCAUAAAGGACUCAGAGUCAUUAGACAGCUGCAUCCAGAGCACUCUGUCAUCAGUUUACGCUCCGUUUGGAGCGACGGCGUCCACGGUGCUGCUUCAGCUCUUCAGCGUGGUGGAGCGUCAGUACGGCGGAGACGGCCUGCGCUGCCUCAUCGACUUCCUCCUGCCUGCCAAGAGGAUCUUACACACCAUCCAGAAAGAGAGCUGUCUGCGAUUUAAAGGCCUGCUGCUGUACCACGAGGGCUGGCCCCUGUGCAUCCAGAAGGUUGUCCUGCAGCUCGCUCCUUUGCACAAAGUGCGCUUGAGGCAGGGCGACUUCUACCUGCAGCUGGUACCUUUGGGCCGCAAGGCUGCCAAGCUAGUGAUAAAAUGCCUGGCUCGGAGCGGGCGCGCCCUGGCCGAGAUCACCGUGCCUGAGGGAAUGUACCCCCGGGUCUUCACCGCAGACUUCCUGCAGGAUGUGACGUGCGAACGCAACCUGCAACCCCUUCAGAACUGCCUGCUGAGCACCGGCGCCGCCGUGUACCGAACCCCCUGGAGGAACGUGGUAAACCCUGUGUGUGUCAGAAACGCCAACGAGGGCAUCAUGCAGCCGGGGGCGUUGAGCAUCGGCCACCUCGGCACCUGCAGCACCCACGGAUCAACAGGGACGUUGGACAGCCGGAGGAGCUCCAGAGACUCAUUGGUCUCUCAGGGAGCCGAUUCCACUGCGUCCGAACCGCUCAUGAGCCGCAGAACCAGCGAAAGUGACACCUACUCAAACGCAGGCACGUUGCCCAUCGAAGAAAAAGCCCUCAGCCCCGGCACAGACUCAGUGGGUGGGAACAGAAGAGCAGGAAAUGCUAAGUGUCUCUCCUUCAGCACGGACCUCAGCACGCCCAGACGCCGCCAAUCUAGAGACUCGACAGCCUUCGAGACGCGCCGUCUGUUUCGCAAGUCGUACAUGGAAGCUCUGCAGAACCCUAUGAACCUCGGCUCGAGCUCAGAGUCGGUUCCUGAGGACAGCAGCGAGUCGGCGGUCAGGGUCGAGUCCAGGCCGAGAUGUGACUCGGACACACGCUCAGCGAUGCGAGGAUCCCUGCAGCGCCGCCUCUCGCCCCUCCUCCCGCUGCAGCGUAGCAUCAGGUCCGAGAGGCGCUCCAAGUCUCUGGAACGUUCUGGAAAAGGUGUGCUCAAAGGCCACCGGAUACGCUCGUCCUCGGGCGAAGGAUCUCCUAAGAAGCUGAUGAACGGCUGCGCCAUACGAUUCGGCCGACUCGACCUUGAGAUGGCGUUUUACAGCACCGAGAGACGAGGCAGUAAAGGAGACUCAGGUCUUCCCAUCUCCACCUCUAUCUCUGAGUCCAGGAGGAGCAGCAGUGCUGGCGAUGAGUCUCCUAAAGUCUCGUCUAGCAGCUCAUCCAUCUCAGCUUCUCCUUCUGUAGCUCCUCCAUCUCCUAUAGCUUCUUUUCCCCCUGCAGCGCCCCCCACAGGCUGUUCUGCUCCACCGCCCUUACUACUCACACACCUCAACACGGAGCUGCUCACCUCUGGAGCCGUCUCCCUGCCUGGUAAUCGAGACCGCAGUGGGCGUUCAGUUCUCCAGGUGUGUAUGAAGAACCGAGUGUGGACAGACGAGUGUUUCACCUACAGAGAUCUCACCUGCCUGCUGGGGUACUAUUGCUCCACACUCCGGAAGGAGAGGAGAGAUCUGGGUCUGACCGUGCUGGUGGACUCAAGGAGACAACAGACCAAUCCUGUGCUCUUCUCAGCUCUGACUCAGCUUCAGGUUUCUGUCCCGAACGCACUUUACUCGGUUUUAUUGCUCACGGACAAAGAAGCAGCCUUCAAGCUCGAGAGAGAUUUCUCCAUUCCAUGUGAAGUGUUAACUUCUCUGAAAGCCCUACUGAAGCACAUUGACUCGUCUCAGCUCACACGAGAGCUGGAAGGCACUUUCCCCUACGACCAUCACCACUACAUACAGUUCAGACAUAAAAUGGAGCAGUUUUGCAGCAGCUGUAACACCGCCAUCUCGUCCCUGCGGAAGUCCAUUGACGUCCUGAACAGCAGCAGCAGCAGCCUGGACACAGUGAAGGACGUGUCAGAGGUGAUCAGCCAGCAAAGGAACCUGAUGCAGUGUGUGUUUGAGGACUCAGAGCUGAGCUACCUCAGACUGGAAGGAGGAACGUUUCUUGCACGUGUCAGAAAGGAGGAGACGAGUGAAACUGAGAACUGCAGGGACGCCGUGGACUCGGCCUGCACGCUUUACAACCAGAUGGACGAGGAGGUUCACAAACUCGUCAUCUUGUCCAACAAAUCCCUCCAUGAACUGGAGAACCUUCUGGAGUUGCGCACCUUUCAGGAGGAGACUGAGAGGAUUAAGCGCUGGUUCAGUGUGGAGGCUGAGAAGCACCUGGCUCCUCUGGACUCUCUCAGUUUCACCCACAGCUCCCUGCAGGAAAUGAGGCAGAGCUUGGAGCAGUUCACUGAGGAGGCAGCACUCCAGCAGAAGCAGGCCCACAGACCAGUGUCCAGCACCACUUUACUGGAGCUCAAGCAGCACAUGAGCUCAGUUCUCCAGCAAGCACACACCCGCAGGAACGAGCUGGACAUCCUGAUCAAUCUUUAUGAGUUCUACGACUCGGCUCAGCAGUGGAUGGCGCACUGUGAGGACUAUUUCGGGCGUCUAAAUUUGGAAGAGAACAUGAUGAGCUUAUCUCCUGAAGUUCUCCAGACGUUGCAGGACUACCACAACGAGGCCACCAAGUUUUCUCUGGAGAACUUCAGCUCUCUUAACGACACAGUGGCCACGUUGGGCAGCCCUCGCCAGCUUCAUCACUGGAACCACGUCUGGAUGAAGUGCCAAGAGACCCGGAAACAUCUAGAGGAGGUGUUAGAGAGAGCGGCGAUGCCAGAGGAACCCGUUUCCGACUCACCUCUAACCCCUUCCAGACCCGGGGGAAUACCUGCACUAGGGGUGGAUUGCAGAGCAGAGAGCAGAAGUUCUCUCCCCGAGAUCAAACACACUUUUGAAUUCGAGGAUGUGAAACCUUACUCAGCAGGUCCAUUCUCAAAAAACGACUCUCUUUUCCGGUCUUUUAUCUUCCCUCCCGAGAGAGACCAACUGUUGCUGGACGACACGGACAGCGACUGCACCAUCGACUCGUGUCACUCGGAGCCCGGGGCGAGGCACCGCAGGCCUCCUCUGAAGAAGAUGAUGAAGAAGAUGGUGAGCUCUGAGCUCUCGGCCCACCAAGGCUACCUGGGAGUCUACAUCAAAGGCUUGGAGCUCACCAACAACACGUGUGUGGAGAAGCUGCCGAGGCCACACACGAAGAGUCCGGUGCUGGCACGGAGCAGGAGCCUCCCAUCACCCUCGCUAAGUCGAAGGCCAGGAGACACCGAGAACAAGAGACAGAGCAGUAAAAUCCAGCACAUCAUGGACGAGAUGAUCUCCACCGAGAGAGAGUACGUACGUUCCCUCACCUACAUCAUGGAACACUACUUUCCAGAGAUGGAGAGGCCCGACCUGCCACAGGACCUCAGAGGAAAGCGCAGCAUCAUCUUUGGGAACCUGGAGAAACUGUGCGACUUCCACAGCCAGUACUUCCUGAAGGAUCUGGAGCAAUGUGCACAUUCUCCACUUUCAGUCAGCACCUGCUUCCUGAGACACGAGGACCAGUUUGGAAUGUAUGCUCUCUACAGUAAAAACAAACCGCGCUCCGAUGCCCUGCUCAGCAGCCAUGGAAACGCUUUCUUCAAGAAUAAGCAGGUGGAGCUGGAGGACAAAAUGGACUUAGCAUCUUACCUCCUGAAGCCCAUUCAGAGGAUGAGUAAAUACGCUCUGCUGCUGAAGGACCUGAUAAAAGAGUGCAGCCAAACUCAGGAGCAGGAACUGGCCGACCUCAGGACCGCAGAGGAGAUGGUCAAGUUCCAGCUGCGCCAUGGCAACGACCUGCUCGCCAUGGACGCCAUCAGAGGAUGCGACGUAAACCUGAAGGAACAGGGCCAGCUGAGGUGUCAGGACGAGUUCAUCGUGUGGUGCGGACGCAGGAAGUACCUCCGACACGUCUUCCUGUUCGAGGACCUCAUCCUGUUCAGCAAAACCAAAAAGAUCGAAGGCGGAUACGACAUCUACAUCUACAAGCAGUCGUAUAAGAACGCAGAGAUCGGGAUGACGGAGAACGUGGGUGACAGCGGCCUCCGCUUCGAGAUCUGGUUCCGACGCAGGAAGUCCCAGGACACGUUUAUCCUGCAGGCCAGCUCGGCCGAAAGCAAGGCGGCCUGGACCUCCAUCAUCGGCAAGAUCCUGUGGAGACAAGCGCUCAGAAACAGAGAGUUACGGAUGCAGGAGAUGGUCUCUAUGGGAAUCGGCAACAAGCCGUUCAUGGACAUCAAACCGAGCGAUGCAGCCAUCAGUGACCGAGCUGUAGAUUACAUCAUGAAAGGCACAGAGUCUCGCAGUCGUUCCUCCGUCCCCGUCUGCUCGUACGAUAACUCCAGCCCGGUCAAGAGACCGCACUCCACCAUCUCCAACAGCAGCUCCUCAUCGUCCAGCAGCCACUCCUCGUCCUCCUUUAUGAGCUCUCUCAACCUGCCCCUCUUUAGCUCCGCCCCCCACUCACCUCUGGCCCACUGGCACUACGACUGCAUCGAGGAGGACGAGCUGGAGCACGACGCCGCACAGCCCUCCAUGGUCACAGAAGGUUCUGAGUCGUCCUCUCACAGCACCUCGAGUGAUGGAGUGAACAACGUGGCCACUCUGUCCAUCCCUCGUCACUCGUCCCUCAUCACGGACUCCUUCGGCAGCGAGUCAUCCUUCCUCUGUUCCUCCUCCGUCUCAUCAUCUUCCUCACAUCACUUCCACAAGGAGCACAAUGACACCAACAGCUUUAUCACAGCGCUGUGAUAUCACUUCUACACUGCGGUCUGAUGCGAGGAAUAACGGGAACGAGGUGACAUUCAGGGGUUAAACACUGAACUCUGAUAUAUACACACAUUAUUUGAUAUGAUUUGUAUUUUUAUCUCCUCCCCUAAACCGCAUCACCCUGCUGGUACGUUCCAGACUCCACACUCACCACAUCCAUGAUCUCAACUUCCUUCUUUGUCUUCAAAAAAAAAAGCACAAUUAUUAUUUUUUUAUGUAUGUAAGCGUCUUUUGUACAGAAUUGUCUCCUCGUUAGCGCCCGUAUUAUUUUAUAGAGCCGGCACUGCUAAUAAAAUAAUUUCUCAAGCG